AUGGAUGAUCGAAUUGAUAGUCCUAGUGGUAAUGACUCCUUUAAGACCUCAAUAAUGAAGUUCCUUGAAGAAGCUGAAGGUUUAGAAGAAUUUAAAUUAUCGAAAAUGUGUGAGAAGUUCAAUUUUCAGCGCAGAAGGUUUUAUGAUGUAAUUAAUGUGCUUGAAACUAUUGGAUGUUGUCAACACGAAAGUGUAGACACAAUAAAAUGGAUUGGAAAAGAUAACAUUACCCAAACAUUGAAUAAAAUCGCCAUUGCCAAUGGUGUAGAGAAUGAACUGAUUAAAUUAAAGGAAAUUAUCCCCAAAGAAAAGUGCGAUACGAUAGGAAAAAUUACCCAAUUAUGUCUUUUGCUCUUUUUAGCUCUGAAACGUCAAACGCUUAAUAUUAGACAAAUAGCUGUUUACUUAUCGCGUGGCAAAAACAUUACAAAAACUAUUUUGUGCAAACUAUAUCAGAUUACGUUUAUUUUAUCAGCAGCUUCAGUACUUGAAAAGACAAACGCACCAUGUGAAGUCAAGCUGUGUGAUAAAUAUUUCAAUUGUGUAUCAGAUCCCGAUGGUACAAUGAAUAAGUACUCAAUCAAUUCGUUGUUAAUUAGCCGCACCAAGAACAAUGAGCCUUUCAUCGACUUGAGACGAAAGGAAUUUGAAAAAUACUGCAAAUAUGUGGCAAUGAAGCAAGUUGUCACAGACCAUCCAAAGAAAGUCAGGAAGAUACUUGUUUAA
Molecule: messenger RNA, 726 nt
Organism: Trichomonas vaginalis G3
Lineage: Eukaryota; Parabasalia; Trichomonadida; Trichomonadidae
Product: transcription factor, enhancer of yellow 2 family
Exons: 1
Coding region: 1-726 (241 amino acids)
Biological process (GO): regulation of transcription by RNA polymerase II
Cellular component (GO): RNA polymerase II transcription regulator complex
Molecular function (GO): DNA-binding transcription factor activity, RNA polymerase II-specific; RNA polymerase II cis-regulatory region sequence-specific DNA binding
Source: RefSeq, a predicted model, not a curated record